This is a messenger RNA of Hermetia illucens (black soldier fly), 641 nucleotides long. RefSeq names its product general odorant-binding protein 99a-like. The transcript has 2 exons. The record is from RefSeq and is a predicted model, not a curated record. NCBI's taxonomy places the organism in Eukaryota, Metazoa, Arthropoda, Insecta, Diptera, Stratiomyidae. Gene Ontology annotation, biological process: sensory perception of smell. Gene Ontology annotation, molecular function: odorant binding. Bases 123 to 518 code for a protein of 131 amino acids.
CAUGAAAGAGAGAGGGCCAGUUGAAGUAAUAUAAAAGUGGACAGUUCUCAAAAUUUAAAUCAGUACUGAAAGCCAGUCUGAAGUAAGACAUCUACUCGUUAAAAACCCACAGAACCUUCAGCAUGAAGCUGUUAAUCUUCCUUUUUGCAAUCUUUGUGUUGGUUGCCGCCGACUGGAAACCGAGAAGCAGGGAACAGUAUAACAAAGACGGUGAUGAGUGCUUUAAAUCUGAGAAUAUUUCCGAACGUGCUAUUCAUGGAAUCAGAAAACAUGUGUUUACCGACGAGUCCAAAUGCUUUUUCCGGUGUGUCCUAAUGAAAAACAAUGUCUGGGAUGAUACUACAGGAUGCAAUGUGGAGAGGGUAUAUAAGGAAGUCACUCACAUUGGACUAAAGGCAUCAAAGGACGGUUUGACCCAGUGCAAUAGUGAUGACAAGAAGGAUAAGGAUCCUUGCCAAUGGGUCAACAAUAUUGUGAGAUGUGUCUUUGAACACAAUUAUAUCGAACCAAAUUAUUAGACAGGGCAAGUCGUGUUCAUAUUUUGAAGAACCAACUGUGUAUGUGCAUUUCUAUAAUUGUGUCUCUGCAAUAAAGUUUAGCUAAAGAUACCAUACUGAAGCUAAAUUACUCUAAACACCAAA